AUGAAAAAGAUGGUCGACGGAACACUAAUAGUGAUGAGGUCUCACUCUAAUCAUGAGCGCUUAGAUGAUACCCCUGAAUUAGUAGAUGCUUUAAAAGCAGUACUAAAAAGAAGAGCUGCUACUGAAAAUAUUUUAUUAAAAGAAAUUUAUGACGAAGAGUGCCUAAGGCAUCCGAUAGCAGCUAGUUUAUAUCCAUGGCCUACAGCUGAAUCUUUAAUGCGUUUGGCCCGCAGGUCAGUAAUGCCUAGAUUGCCGGGGAGCCUUCAGGAACUAGCCACCUUAUUUGAUAAUGGGCAUCUUCAAAGAUACAAUUGCUGUGACAUUACAAUAUUUAGGAGCUGUAUUCGUGACCUUGAUGGUAAAACUAGCCUGAUAUUUGCAUGUCCAAUUUUGUCACAAAGUUUAUUUGGAACUGGAAUUGAGGAGCUUCAUGUAGACGCUACUUUUAAAGUGGUUCCAGUAAACAUGGGCUAUCAAUUAUUGAGCGUACAUGCUAUGAUACAAAAUUAUUCAAUACCAAUUAUAUUCGCACUAAUGGAAUCGAAGUCUAGAAAUUCAUAUGACAGUGUAUUUCGAUAUGUCAAAGAUAAUCUUUUAGCAAACAUUUCUCCAAGGAUUAUUAUAAGUGAUUAUGAAUCUACACUUAGAGAUGUUCUACAAUCAUAUUUCCCUGAAGCUCGAACAUCUGGUUGUUGGUUCCACCAUAAUCAAGCAGUUUUUAAAAAUAUGAAAAGUAAAGGAUACUAUAGGCUUGUAAAUACUAACCAAUUUGCACUGCAAAGCUUAAAGCUUUUAUUUGGCCUUCCAUUGCUUCCAUAUCAGGAUAUAGAAAGAGCAUUUCAAUUAAUUAAGAUGUAUGCAAUCAACCAUGGAGUAGCAAUGCAUAAUUUAUUUGACUAUUAUGAGAGGUAUUGGUUGCGCCGUGUGGGAACUCAGAUAAUUUCAGUUCAUGGACUUCCUAGGCGUACAAACAAUAAUAUUGAAAGUUUCCACAAUAAGUUAAGAAUAAAAUUUUCAGUGACUCAUCCCAAUUUAUGGAUAUUUUUAAGUAAUUUGAGUAAUUUAUUUAAUAAUUACCAUAUCAUAAUGAGGCAGCUUGAAAAUAAUCUUCAACCUACUAGGAGUUUGAAGGCAAAAUAUUUAUUACAAUCCAAAAGACUUAAAAAUGCCACAAGUCAAUACGAUGCUGGGAUCAUAAGUAUGUGGCAGUUCAUGCAAUUGACUUCGUAUACCACAUCAAGAUAUAUAUCUCGACAUAUAAAUUGGAUCAAUGAGGUAGAUCCAAAUUCUGAGCCAGAAGUGGAAGCUGCUGCUGUUGUACAGCCUAUUCAGGAACCACAACUGCCUAUAGCUCCACAAGUGUCAACGUGCAUGGUAUGUUUGAAUGCAAGAGCAGCAAAUAUUCAACAGUAUAUUGUUAUUCCUUGUGGUCAUGCAUGGGUUUGCAACAACUGCAUUACAUCGCUUCCAGCAUCAACAAGAUGCCCUUUAUGUCGAAUGGAAGAAGUCACUUUUCAAAGAAUUUUCUUAGACUAA
Molecule: messenger RNA, 1536 nt
Organism: Macrosiphum euphorbiae (potato aphid)
Lineage: Eukaryota; Metazoa; Arthropoda; Insecta; Hemiptera; Aphididae
Source: the annotation of a GenBank genome assembly